AUGUUUAGAUUAUCAGUACAAUUGUGUGUUCUGACUGUCCUGAUUGGUAAAUAUUUAGAGGUGAAAUCUCCAAUCGGUAAACUUCCAGUCGGCCAAGGUCACUUCUCUGCGGUUCCGACUUUCGGGCAGGAUUAUAGCAAAGGUGUGCGUGGUAAACCAGAGACCGCACAACUUAACUCUGGUAAGCUUGUGAAGGCCAACUCCCCAAAGACUUCCGUUACGACAUACGGCCCCUAUCCCCCAGAAAAUCGUGGCUAUGCUGAUCUAUGGCAGCGUGACCAUUCCAGUGGUGGUCGAGGACCGUCACCUGCAGUGCUGCAUAGACAACCGACAUUUGAUGGACACAGGAGACCGAAAUCAAUUGAACCGGAUCCAAAUUCACAUUCGAGUGUCAGUUGGAUGCGUCCAGAAUCACGAAGUGGGUCUGCCGAAGGAGAACACCUCCGUCGAACUGGUUAUCCCACUCAGUCAAACGAAGGGGAGCAUACGCGCAAUUUGGAGAAAUCCAUUCUCAAUUUGAAACUGCAUCCAGAUCCAGGGUAUGAUCAGGACUAUGUGACUCCUGCUUGGGGAACACAGUUGGACGCAACCCACGCACAACAAUCGCAGGUGCCUAUGCAGGUACCAUCCAAUCAACAACAUUCUCACCAAUAUCAACUGCAGCAGCAACAGCCGAUUCAAACACCACCACAUCUGCAGCAGCAGCAGCAUCACCACUACCAACAGCAACAACAACCACAGCAUCAACAACAACUACCCAGUUUUAAGUCGCAGGAGCCAUUUUCAUUCGGCACUACUUCCAUUCAAACGCCUGCAUAUUUUCUUCUGAAUAACGCGAAUACCACUGGUAGCUUGGCCCGGGACACGGUCGUCUACCCACGGAUUCACCCAUAUGAUGUCAAUCAAGCAGCUACAACACCACCAACUGUCAUUGUGGGUGGGACAUCAAGUCAAUGGACAGCGCCAGGGAGUCAUCAAGCAAACUAUUCCGGAACGAUCGGUGGUUUCCCGACCCAGCUAAUGGCUUCCCCAGCUUAUUCCCUUAUGGCUAAUCCCGCUGUCGGUCCUAAUGUGGCAACUAUUCCCGCAACAGCUCAAAUUCAACCCCAAAUCGCUAUAGUGGCCGCAGAUCCGGCCACUUUAAGAGCUUUACUUUCGGGCAGUCUGGCUCCGCAUAACCUGUUCCAGCCACUGCUAAUCACUCAACAACCACAGCCCCUUUUACAACCAUCUGUUGCGCAGCUACCACACGAUCAACAACAACAACAGCAAAUACAAACAUUAUCUCUAUCACAGCAGCAGGAGCAAGAGCUACAACAACAACAGCAACAACAACAAACGCAGCCAGCAGCACCAAAGCAACAGCCACAACAACCGCAAAAAGAAACCCAACCUUCUAGGCAAUCAGAACAGCACAAACAACACCAACAACGAAUAAAACAACAAGAAGUUCCAACUCAGUCCGCAUCACACUCUAAUCUAGGCCACCUUCGGGUUAGGAAUCCCUCGAGUGGUCACUAUUCCUCCAGCUUUGAGCAACCGGAAGUAGAUGUGAGUAAGACCACGUGCACUACAUCAGAACCGAUAAAAAGUUCCGAACGGGCAAAUAAGGGAAGUCAAAAAACAAGUUCUGUGGCAAAUGAGGUUCAAACAGUAUACAACCGAUCUACCGAGGCUAAUACACCUCAACAAUCGGAACCAAGACCAUCAGUCACUGCUCAUCCUGAUGUGAUCACUCGUGCCAGACAUAGCACAAUGAUGGCAAAUGGCAAAAGUACAUUGACCAAAGUCCAAACAAAGACACAAGAGGAUGAGGAAGUGAAUAAUGUUCCCCGGAUCGGACACCCACCUCGCACAGUACGAAAACUGGCCAAACCAGAUUUGCUAGAAAGUAGUUCAACGAGUGAAGAGCUUCGUCACACAACUUUGCGGGAACCGCGUAAAUUGAAUGUGGAAGCGUUUUUGGAACAAAGUCGGAGGAGAGUAUCCGACGUGCAGAAUCCGAUGAAAUCACCUGAUGAGGCUUGGGGUGCUGAUGAUUGUGACACAAUUGGGCGCCGUCGCGAGCCUAUUUCCAUCAGUGCGUAUUACGAAAAGAUGAAGAAGGAACGUGGCACACGACCCCUUAGUGCAUAUCGUCCGCUAACGUCCGUGGAACAGGAUAGAAAAGAACCUGUAUAUAUGACUCGUUCAGACCCAAAAGCGGGAAGCACUACACGAAAUGUGAAACCUAUUGGAGUCGAAAAACGAGCCAAUCCAAUUUUAAGGCGUGCUGUGACUUUUGCUGCGGAAUCAAAUGAAAAUUUGCCAGUAUUACCUCAUGAAGGAUCGGACGGGAUCCCGCAUAGAACCCAACGAGAUCCGACCAUAAUGUCCGUGGCAGAACGUGCCCGUCAGUGGAUUGAAGGCCGAGAAAGAGAGCUGAAUGAUACUCAUCGAUAUUCUACGUGUGGAUUUAUCGAUCAAGAUCUUAUGGAUUGUCAAGAGAUUGUUCCAGUCGAGGAUCGUGUAAAAAUGUUUGACAGUGGAAGUCUUUCUCAGAGGUCUACAGAGGAACCGGCCGAGGAAAGCCGCACCGAAGUGGAAAAAGUUUCACACGUUCCCGUUCCUGAACGACAGACUAUCACCCCCACAGCGGUACGGCAAGAAACACGUUUGUCGGCACCCACACGAACGGUUGCGUCUAUGAGACUUCGGGCGUCUAAAUCACCACCAAGCGAUACAAAUUUCCCGCGGGCAGCAGUCGGAUUGCAACGAAUUCGCAUGACCAAACCCGGAACCAGUACGACUCCCGCUGUGCCUAUUAAUCUCUCUCAAAACGGUGGCCAAUCCAGUUCUCCGCAAACUCACGGAGAUGAAUUGACACGGAUCAGUCGUAUGCGUGAAAACAGCUCGAAUUGGCGCAACCGGGUGCAAUUCAACUCCUUUGAUGAACCGAUUCCCAGCAUGGAGAGUAUUCGCAAAUCGUUAGUAGACAGUCAGAAAAGUUGGCAGAAACGAGUUGAGGAAAAGGAUGUGGAUAAUUUCACCGUUGCAGGCCGCCUGCGAAAUUCCCCCACAAGUGGCUCUCCAGAACCACCAACCGCCUCGAAUGAUUUGGAACAAGCUAUCAACUGUCCUAAACGCCUCCCGGCAGUUCCUAUUGUGCGAGCAACAAGCAAAGAAAAUCGUCCAAGUAAGUUCCAGACAAGCUGA
Molecule: messenger RNA, 3195 nt
Organism: Echinostoma caproni
Lineage: Eukaryota; Metazoa; Platyhelminthes; Trematoda; Plagiorchiida; Echinostomatidae
Source: the annotation of a GenBank genome assembly